UAGAAACCAAGAAAGCCGCUUGGACCCGUUAGACUGAAAUGUUUUGCUGACUGAGAAAACUGCUUGUUUAUGUUUAUUAAAUGUUAUGAGUUAAUUUUUUUAAUAACAAACGAAUAGUUUGUCUUGGUUUAACUUUGCAACGAAAUAAUAAUAGUUUUGAGGACGGUUUUUAAGCUAAGCUAAGCUAAGCGCUAGCAAGGAUGUUUAUUUACCUGAGUAAGAAGAUUGCGAUUCCCAACAACAUUAAGCUGAAGUGUGUGUCCUGGAACAGAAAUCAGGGCUUUAUAGCAUGUGGAGGAGACGAGGGUCUGCUGAAGGUCCUCAAACUGGAGACUCAGACAGAUGAUGCCAAGUUGAAAGGUCUCGCAGCUCCGAGUAACCUCUCCAUGAACCAGACACUAGAAGGACACACCGGUGCAGUGCAGGUCGUAACCUGGAACGAGCAGUACCAGAAACUGACCACCAGCGACCAGAACGGCCUCAUCAUCGUCUGGAUGCUCUACAAGGGCUCCUGGUACGAGGAGAUGAUUAAUAACAGGAACAAGUCGGUGGUGAGGAGUAUGAGCUGGAACGCGGACGGUGAGAAGAUCUGCAUCGUGUACGAAGACGGCGCCGUUAUUGUGGGAUCAGUGGACGGAAACAGGAUCUGGGGGAAAGAGCUGAAGGGGAUCCAGCUGGCCCACGUGGCCUGGUCUCCUGAUAGCAAGAUCCUGCUGUUCGGAAUGGCCAACGGCGAGAUCCAUAUCUACGACAACCAGGGCAACUUCAUCAUGAAGAUGACCCUGCAUUGCCUGAUGAACGUGACGGGGGCUGUCAGCAUCGCAGGGAUCCACUGGUACGCCGGAACCGAGGGUUACGUCGAGCCCGAUUGUCCCUGCCUCGCCAUCUGCUACGACAACGGACGCUGCCAGGUCAUGCGCUACGAGAACGACGAUAAUCCAGUGAUCAUCGACACCCUUAUGAACGUUGCGAGUAUCCAGUGGAACCACAGCGGCAACGUUCUCGCCAUCGCCGGAUCGCUCAGGAACCCCAGCGGAGAUAAAGAUGUCAACGUCUUGAAUUUCUACACACCGUUUGGAGAGCACCUGCGCACUCUGAAGGUUCCUGGUAAACAGGUGACUGCGUUAUCAUGGGAAGGUGGAGGACUGAGGAUCGGCCUGGCCGUCGAUUCCUACAUUUACUUUGCCAACAUCAGACCUGAUUACAAGUGGGGUUACUGUUUGAACACGGUGGUGUAUGCAUACACUCGCCCAGACAGGAUGGAGUACAGCGUGGUGUUCUGGGACACCAAGAACAAUGAGAAGUCUGUGAAGUACGUGAAGAGUCUGAUGUCGGUCACCACCUGUGGAGAUUUCUGCAUUUUGGCCACUAAAGCAGACGAUUCUCAUCCACAGGAGGACGUCGACGCGGACACAGCAACAGCAACGUAUGUUCUGGUGUUGUGUAACUCCAUCGGGACGCCUCUGGACUCCAAAUACAUCGACAUCGACCCGCUGUUUGUCACCAUGACAAAGACUCACGUCAUCGCCGCGUCCAAGGAGGCCUUCUACGUCUGGCAGUAUCGCGUGGCCAAGAAGCUCACAGCUCUGGAGAUCAACCAGGUCGCCAAGACCAGGAAAGAGGGCCGUGAAAGGGUUUACCACAUUGAUGGCACAGCUGACGGGGCGCUGGAUUUCACCAAAGCCUUCACAGCCACCAGAGAUCCGAUCUGCUGCAUCACAGCAUCAGACAGAACUCUCAUCGUGGGUCGUGAAUCAGGGAUCUUGCAGAAAUACCUGUUGCCGAACGUCAGCCUGGUGCAGAAGUUCUCUCUGAGCUGCAGAGCAUAUCAGCUCUCUCUGAACUGCAACUCCAGUCGCUUGGCCAUCAUCGACAUGACUGGAGUGUUGACGUUUCUGGACAUUGAUUCACGUGGCUCGGCCAGGGAAGCGGAGGAAGGCGCCUCGGCUGAAGACCCGUCCAAAUUUGAGCGCAAAGACGUGUGGGAUAUGAAGUGGGCCAAUGACAACCCUGACCUGUUUGCUAUGAUGGAAAAGACCAGGAUGUACGUCUUCAGAAACCUGGACCCAGAGGAGCCGAUUCAAACAUCUGGAUUCAUCUGUAACUUCGAAGAUCUCGAAAUCAAGUCUGUCCUGCUGGAUGAAAUCGUGAAGAAUCCCGAGCGGCCAAACAAGGACUACCUGAUCAACUUUGAGAUCCGUUCUCUGAGAGACAGCAGAGCACUGAUCGAGAAAGUGGGGAUAGAGGACGCUUCCCAGUUUAUAGAGGACAAUCCUCACCCCCGACUCUGGCGUCUUCUCGCCGAGGCGGCGCUGCAGAAGCUGGAGCUGAAGAUGGCCGAGCAGGCGUUUGUGCGCUGUAAGGACUAUCAGGGCAUCGAGCUGGUGAAGAGAGUGGACAAGCUGCAGAGCGAGGACAUGAAGCAGGCCGAGGUGGCUGCGUACUUCGGACGCUUCGAGGAGGCUGAGAAGAUGUACCUGGACAUGGACCGCAGGGAUCUGGCCAUCAGUCUGAGGAUAAAGCUGGGUGACUGGUUCCGGGUUCUGCAGCUGUUACGGAGCGGUUCAGGGGACAGCGAUGACACGCUGCAGGAACAGGCUUAUAACGCCAUCGGGGAUUAUUUCGCCGACAGACAGAAAUGGCUGAACGCGGUACAGUACUACCUCCAGGGCCGUAAUCAGGAGAGACUGGCCGAGUGUUAUUACAUGCUGGAGGAUUAUGACGGCUUGGAGCGGCUCGCUAACGCUCUCCCGGAGAACCACAAGCUGCUGCCGGAAAUCGGGCAGAUGUUCGUCACCGUGGGGAUGUGUGAGCAGGCAGUCAGCGCCUACCUCAGGUGUAACCAGCCCAAAGCAGCAGUGGAUGCCUGUGUGCACCUCAACCAGUGGAACAAAGCUGUCGAACUGGCGAAAGACCACAACAUGAAGGAGAUCGGCCCUCUUCUGUCCAAGUACGCCUCUCACCUGCUGGAGAAGAAGAAGACUCUGGAGGCAGUGGAGCUCUACAGGAAGGCUCACCACUUCCUGGAUGCAGCCAAGCUCAUGUUCAAGAUCGCAGAGGACGAGGCGAAGAAGCGGACAAGGCCGCUGAGGGUGAAGAAGCUGUACGUGCUCGCCGCCCUGCUGGUGGAAAAUUACCACACUCGGGUCAAACACACUCAGCAAAGCAGAGCCAAGGGCAAGAAAUCCCAGGCCACCUCCGCUCUGGCUGGGCUGUUGGAAGAGGACGCCGCCUCCACAGACAGUCACGUUGUGGAUAAAGCGUGGCGAGGAGCCGAGGCCUAUCACUACUUCCUGCUGGCUCAGAGACAGCUCUACAACGGCAGCGUGGAGGCCUCGAUGAACACGGCCCUCCACCUGCGUGAUUACGAGGACAUCAUCCCCGCCGUGGAGAUCUACUCUCUCCUGGCCGUUUGUUCCACGGCUCACCGCGCCUUCGCCACGUGCUCUCGCGCCUUCAUCAAGCUGGAGUCUCUGGAGAGCCUGAGCGCUGAGCAGAGGCAGCUGUACGAGGAGCUCGCGCUGCAGAUCUUCACCAAACAUCCACCGAAAGACAACCGCAAAAGCCAACUGGACAGCACAGACGACAGUGCGGAGGGGAAGCUGCCCACGUGUAUUGUGACGGGCCGGAGUAUCUCUGAUUAUCAGUUCUGGAUGUGUGAUGUGUGUAAACACUGUGCUCACGAGCAGGACAUCACCAACUACAGCUACUGCCCCCUCUGUCACUCCUCACUCACCUGAUAGUCUCUCUCCAUCUCUCUCUCUCUUCUUCUCUGAUUAUACCUCUCUCUCUCUCUCUCUCUCUCUCUCUCUCUCUCUCUCUCUCUCUCUUAUCCUCUGAUUAUACCUCUCUCUGUCUGUCUCUCUCUCUGUCUGUCUCUCUCUCUGUCUCUGUUUGUCUUUCUGUCUAUCUAUCUGUCUGUCUGCCUGUCUUUUAUUUUCUCUCUCUCUGUCUCUCUUAUUCUCUGAUUAUACCUCUCUCUCUCUCUCUUAUUCUCUGAUUAUACCUCUCUCUCUCUCUCUCUCUUAUUCUCUGAUUAUACCUCUCUCUCUCUCUCUCUCUCUCUCUCUUAUUCUCUGAUUAUACCUCUCUCUCUCUUAUUCUCUGAUUAUACCUCUCUCUCUCUCUCUCUCUCUCUCUCUCUCUCUCUCUGUCUGUUUGUCUUUCUGUCUGUCUGUCUUUCUGCCUGUCUUUUAUUUUCUCUCUCUCUGUCUCUCUAAUUCUCUGAUUAUACCUCUCUCUCGCUCUCUCUCUCUCUUAUUCUCUGAUUAUACCUCUCUCUCUCUCUCUCUCUCUCUCUCUCUCUCGGUCUGUCUGUCUGUCUCUCUCUCUCUGUCUGUUUGUCUUUCUGUCUAUCUAUCUGUCUGUCUGUAUUUUAUUUUCUCUCUCUCUGUCUCUCUUAUUCUCUGAUUAUUUCUCUCUUUCCCCCUCUCUGUCUGUCUGUCUCUCUGUUUGUUUCUCUGUCUGUCUGUCUCUUAUUCUUUGAUUAUACCUCUGUCUGUCUGUCUGUCUGUCUGUCUGUCUGUCUGUCUCUCUGUGUAUUCCCCAGUUGAUGAACCCUGUCAACUUUUCAUGCAGAAGACAGUCAGCUGCUUAUUUACACGAGUCGUCCCUUGAAGUCUGUUUUACACCAGAAUGGAUGCAUUUCUGUGGUUUUUUAAAAGUUUUUUUUUUAAGAUUAUUAAAUACAGGGGCGGCACAGUGGUGUAGUGGUUAGCGCUGUCGCCUCACAGCAAGAAGGUCCGGGUUCGAGCCCCGUGGCCGGCGAGGGCCUUUCUGUGCGGAGUUUGCAUGU
This is a messenger RNA of Neoarius graeffei (lesser salmon catfish), 4795 nucleotides long. RefSeq names its product WD repeat domain 35 (gene wdr35). Bases 201 to 3740 code for a protein of 1179 amino acids. Gene Ontology annotation, biological process: non-motile cilium assembly; protein localization to cilium; intraciliary retrograde transport. The transcript is spliced from 28 exons. Gene Ontology annotation, molecular function: protein binding. Gene Ontology annotation, cellular component: intraciliary transport particle A; non-motile cilium. The record is from RefSeq and is a predicted model, not a curated record. Lineage: Eukaryota; Metazoa; Chordata; Actinopteri; Siluriformes; Ariidae.